AAUCAGCGUGUACGUUUCCCACGUCUCCCUCCACAACCAGCUAGUUAGCUUUCUAGCUAAAGGAUACGGAACCCGAAAACCAGGGCGAACAACGCAUUUUCUUUAAUUUGUUAACGUUUACUGAUACAACAAACGCGAUCAAUAAUCAGCGUUUGUUUACGGUUUGUAACGCGCGUGAAAACGUAGCUCUAUAUCGAGGGUAGCGUCGCAUUACCUUGCACCGGUUUUAUGUGAGCACAAAGGCCCACACAGCCCGCUGUUUCCAAGCAUGUAUCCUUGGGGUACUAACUACGGUGGUGGCCAUCAACCACCUUCGCAGCAGAACUUUGGUGCGCCGUCUCCUCAAGGCGAAGGCUUCGGAGGAGGAUUCGGGAGCCGCGGAGCCGCUACGCCCGCAGCUGCACCCGGUUCGACUUUCAACAGCCUGCGGGAGCAGCAUCUCCAGCAGAUGCAGCAACUGCAACAGCUCCACCAAAAACAGCUCCAAUCCGUGCUGCACCACGACAGGAACGUAGAUGCAAACCCAUAUGGCGGCGGUGGUACUGCGGCCGAAUCGUGGCAAGGCAGUUCGGGAUAUGGGUAUGGUUCAACGGGGCCCGGUGCCCCUUCCCCUUAUCAAGAUGAGUAUCAGACCAUACAAGCCGGUCCUCCCGGACCACAACAGCAGCUGCCGCCGCCGGUACCACCACAGUCCCCGCAGUCCAAGGAGGCCCAGCCUUCCGCACCAGAUUCGACCCUUCCGGUGCCCACUCAGAAUAAUGGUACUCCAGCGACUAAAGAGGUAAACAAGAAAGAAUCUUUGGCCUCGAAAGACCAGGCACAUUCCUCUGGGUCGGAGGAGGAAAAGCCCGAUUUUACGUCAAUGUCGUUGCAGGAGCAGCAACAGUACUGGUACAAGCAGCAUCUCCAGAAUCUGCAGAGGCUGAAAGCAGAGAAGGCCAAACAGGGUGAUGGCCCAACGCCCCGGCCCCACUCGGCUGCAGCCGCGCCUCCCCCUCCAUCGGAACCCCCUAAGAACGCCCCUCCACCACCCCCACCCAAAGAGGAGCCCCCACCACCACCUCCACCCGAGGACAAAACGCCUGCGCCCCCAGCCCAGGACCCAGCAGAGGCGGCCCGGCUGCAGCAGCUCCAGAGUGCAGCGGCCCAGUGGCAGCAGGCCCAGCAGCAGAGAGCGGGCUACCAGUACCAAGCCCUGAUGCGGCACCAUGCUCAGCUACAGGCCAUCCUCAACCAGUACCAGCAGUGUAUCCAACAACCUGCACAUCUAGAGACGAUGGCUAUGGCCAUGCAGCUGAGUCACUAUGAGACGCAGCAGCAGCAGUUUGGCCCGGUGUUUGCAGACUGGGGCCGCACCUUCAGCCAGUGGCAGGAGGAGUUCCAGUCCUACCCACAUAAAGACCAGCUACAGGACUAUGAGUUACAGUGGAAACAGUGGCAGGAACAGAUGAACUCGACCUCAGCACACCUACAGGAGAGGGUCACCACCCUGCGAGCCAUGCAGCAACAGUACGGAGGAGGCGGCGGUGGACAGUACGGCGCUGAUCAAUACAGUAGUAGUGACCAGUAUGGUAGUGGAGGGUACGGGAACCAAUAUGGUCAGUACCCAAACUCUGGACCGGACUCGCAGAUUCAACAAGGUCACAUGGUGAGCCCGUCCAUGCCGUCCCAGCCAGGUAACCAGCCCUCGUCCACCUCUGGACCCAUGUCGCAGGGCCCUCGACCAGGGCAGCAAGGCCCCUCAAACGCCCAACGCAUGGGAACCCCCACAGGAGAACCACACCAAGGGCUUCAGGCAGAGCAGUACAACCUGUCUGGACCUCCAGGGAGAGGCCCAGGAGGGGCGGGCCCAGGAGGGGCGGGCCCAGGAGGGAGAGGACCAGGAGGGGCGGGCCCAGGAGGGAGAGGGGCGGGUCCAGGAGGGGCGGGUCCAGGAGGGGCGGGCCCAGGAGGGAGAGGGGCGGCCAGACCACCAGUUCCACCACCAGGACAGCCUCCACCCUACCAAAGCCUCAGAGGACCACGGUUUGAUGGUCCGAGAGGGAACGGCCCGCUGUUUGACCAGCAGCAGCAAUCUGGUCAACAGCAGAGGUUUAAUGCUCCACCAGGCUCCAGGUUCAACGAGCAGCGCCAGAGGUUCGACCAGCCUGGCCCCAGAGGACCAGGGCCUCGAUUUGGGCAGCAGGGGUCCCGGUUCGACCAGCCCCCGAGACAGAGCCCCCCUGGCCGCUUUGAAAGACCACCUGGUCCCCCAGUUCCCCAUAUAGGCCCACAGCCUAAACCAGACACGGGUAAAGACACCCAACCACCACAGGGUAAGACUGAGACGCCAGCGGGAUCCAAGCCUCCUGGUAAUAAACCUACCGGGCCAGCGAAACCAGGAGCAGAACCGGAGGAUAUGUCAGAGGACAUGUUGGACUCACUGGACGGCUUCUUCGUCCAAAAGGACCCCAUCCCUCAGACGAAGGCAGAGGCUGACGCUGCUGCUGCUAGUAAGGGAUCCACCGCCAACAUGGAGAAGGUGAGCCCUACUGGUCCUGCCGAUGCCAAGUCCCAUGUGUCUACCGACGCCUCUGUGUCCCCGAAAACCGCUUCCCCCGCCAAGACCGCUUUCAAACCAGGUGGACUGGAUGGGCUAUUGAAGAAUAAUGUCAAUAACAGGCCUCAGGGACCACCGGGGCCGAAGCCCCACGGACCGGAUCCUUUGAAGACAGACUCAAUGACCAACCAACCUCCUGGUCCUCCGGGGCCCAUGGGACGUGGCCAGCUGCUAGGGUCUGUCAGAGGAAGAGGGGAGGUGGAUUUAGGGAUGAGGGGAGGUAGAGGACGAGGGGAGGCGGAUGGAGGGAUGAGGGGAGGUAGAGGACGAGGGGAGGCGGAUGGAGGGAUGAGGGGAGGUAGAGGACGAGGGGAGGCGGAUGGAGGGAUGAGGGGAGGUAGAGGACGAGGGGAGGUGGAUGGAGGGAUGAGGGGAGGUAGAGGACGAGGGGAGGUGGAUGGAGGGAUGCGGGGGCGAGGAGGAAGAGGUGGUCUGAGGGGACGUGGAGGAAAACAGCCCGGUAUCCCAGACUUCAGUCCCAACACUAUCACCCUGGGAGGUGGGAGGACGGAAGACGAUAUGGAGGGUGUUCCUUACGACUACAGACCUCCACAUGAAGAGAUGAGAUCACAACAUGGAGGACCAGAGGAGGACUGGCAGCAGGACCCUUCACUGGAGAAACCUGAAGGUCCUCCUCUGCCUGAAGAGGAGAUGUGGGUCCCUGAAGAGCACUACUACCCUCCAGAGGACUACUACGAAGACCCAGGGAGAGGAGGUCCCCCUAUGGGGAGAGGAGAGCCUCUAGACGGGCACCACUGGGAGGAAGCAGACCCCCCACCUCCAGAGUACUGGGGAGAGGAAGGAGAUCCCUACUGGAUGGACCGGAGGCCCCCUCCUCAUGGCAUGAGAGGAGGCCCCCGAGCCCCUUUCCCUCCUGGACGUGGUCGCCCUCCACGCGGCCGACCCGGCUUCAUGCACCAGGGGGGUCCCAGACGCCCCCUUCCUCCUCCUCACGGAGCCAUGGACCCCCAUGACCCUCUAGGAUCCCCCAUGGGGCCUCAUGAUGACAUGGACCCUCUGGGACCCCCACUGCAUCGGGACUACAACCCCCGAGGGCCGACCAUACACCACGAUAUGAUGGAGCGAGACAUGAGGGGGCGGCCUCCUCCGCCUAGAGAGAUGAUGGACAGAGAUAUGAUGGGGCCUGGUGAUCCUCCAUACCACGACAUGGAUAGGGACCUUGGCUGGCCCCCGGGCCCAGGAAGACUCCCCAACCACGGCAGAGUCGGGCCAAGAGGUCCCCCUCCAUCUCCCCUUGAGUUGAUGAUGGAGCGAGGGGGGAUGAGGAGACGUCCGAUGGGCAGGGGCCGGGGCAUGAUGCAGCAACUACCUCACCCACACGAGGAGAUGGAGGGGUACCCCCACGACGGGUACGGGGAGGAGUUUGGUGGUCCUGAUGAUGACGGGUAUGGAAGACCGCUACCACCACGUGACUGGCCGAACCGCCCGCCACAUGAAUACGAGCGUGAGGAGGAGUUUUAUCCACAUGAGCAGCCUCCUCGUGGUGGGGAAUGGGACAGGGAGAGAGGAGGACCACUACCAGAGAGAGACUACCCUCCCUACCCUCCCCCAGGCCGCUUCAGAGAGGACGAGUGGACUGAUGAAAGGGACCGAGACCGUCCUCCAUACGCCUACGAGGGAGACCGAGAUCGUCCUCCAUACGCCUACGAGGGAGACCGAGAUCGUCCUCCAUACUCCUACGAGGGAGACAGAGACCUUCCUCCAUACGCCUACGAGGGAGAAGAGCACGGAAGAGGAGGCAAGCUACCAAGUCGUGACUACCCGGACGACCCUCCUUACCGGCACGAUGAAACCCCCUACUUGCCCCCUUCAGAGUGGGAGAGAUCAAGACCACCCCUUCCGGAGAGAAACUACCCCCCAGACUUUGAGGAGCAUAGGCUCCAUUACGACGGGCGAGCCGAGCCACCUAGAUCAGAUCUAGGUAUCCCUCCACCCACAACUUCCCAGGGCCUUGCUCCUCCCAGUACUGGACCAGACAGUUCCUCGGAACCAGCCUCACAGGGAACUGGACCGGGCAUACUGGCUCUGUCCCAACGACAACAUGAGAUCAUCCUGAAAGCUGCCCAUGAGCUGAAGCUUAUCAGGUCUGUUUCUCUGGUACUGAACAGAGAAAUGCAGGAGAAUUUGACCGAGGGAGAGACCCUAUCCAUCAUGUCUGACCCCAAGACGGAGCUCCCUGCUGGGCUACUGGGGCUGGAGAUACCCCCUGAGGUCCGGAGUGCCCUGCAGGCGACCAAUCUCAUUUCUAGCUCAACUGCUGCAAAAACAGUGAUGUGGGGAGACACCAAACCUCAAGAUACUGGGUACCUGUCCUCCGUUCCUCCAGUGCCCAACGCACCAGUCAUCCCGAAGACCGUCGACUAUGGACAUGGACAUGACCUGGGUGCUGCCACGGUGGAGCGAAUCUCUUACGGUGAGAGGAUUGUGUUGAGGCCUGAUCCCUUACCUGACCGAGAGAGGAGCUAUGAAAAAGAACUGCUGGGCCCCCUGAGAGAGAGGGACCCCUACCACAGAGACAUGUACUACGACAGACGACCUGUAGAUCCCUACAUGGAGCGCAGAGAGUACAGCAGAGAGAGGGAGAUGUACAGAGAUAAAGCUCCCAUGGACUUUGAAAGAGAACGAUACGAGAGGGAGCGCUAUCCGCCUCGAGAUGACAGCAAAAACUUCAUGGAUAUUGAUGAAAGACAACCCCCAGGCCAUCCUCGCCCCGGCCCCCCACCUCCUCGCCCGGGCUACAGGGACAGAGACAUGAGGGAGAGGGAGGGCAACCGGACCAGUAGAGACAGAGAGGAUCCUUAUGGAAGGCCUGGGGGUUAUGACAGACCUCCGUUCGAGCGCGGGCCUGAGCGUGGGCCGGAGCGCUACGACCAUGGUGACGAACGUGGGCCGGAACGCUACAACCACGGCGCCUCAACAUAUGGUGAACGGAGGAGUUACCCAGAGGAGAGGGGAGGAGGAGGAGGAGGCCCCACGUCGUCCCACCCUCCCCCCCCACCGACUGCUCCUCCUUCCAGGAUGGAGAAGAAACCGGAGACCAAGAACGUGGAGGAUCUUCUCAAACUGCCAGGCCGAGACACUCGUCCAGAAAGGAUCGUCAUCAUAAUGAGAGGCCUACCAGGAAGUGGAAAAAGCCACGUGGCCAAGCUGAUACGGGACAAGGAGGUAGAGUGUGGAGGUGCUCCGCCCAGAGUGCUGGGCUUAGACGACUACUUCAUGACGGAGGUGGAGAAGGUGGAGAAGGACCCAGAAACAGGGAAACGGGUCAAACUCAAGUGUCUGGAAUACGAGUAUGAAGCCGAGAUGGAAGACACGUACAGGAACAGUAUGCUGAAAACAUUCAGGAAGACCCUCGACGACGGCUUCUUCCCCUUCCUCAUCAUCGACGCUAUUAAUGACAGGGUUAAAUACUUUGAUCAGUUCUGGAGUGCUGCCAAGACUAAAGGCUUCGAGGUGUACUUGGCUGAGAUCACUGCAGACAAUCAGACUUGUGCUAAAAGAAAUGCCCACGGGCGGAAGAUUAAGGACAUUCAAAAGAUGUCCAGUAACUGGGAGGCGUCUCCACGUCACAUGGUGCGUCUGGAUGUCCGUUCCCUGCUUCAGGACGCUGAUAUUGAGGAGGUUGAGAUGGAAGACUUAAAUCCUGAUGACGAGCCGCUGAUGGAGCCCAAGAAGGAGGAGGAGGAGGAAGAUAUUAAGGGUUACAUUCCACAAAGCAAAUGGGAGAUGGACACUUCUGAUGCCAAACUCGACAAGCUGGACGGCUUGGUGAUGGGGGGGAAGAGGAAGAGGGAGGGAGACGAUGUGGCAGGCAUGGAUGACUUUCUUCAGCUGCCGGACGACUACGCCACACGCCACUCUGAACCCGGCAAGAAGAGGGUUCGCUGGGCUGACCUGGAAGAGCAGAAGGACGCAGAACGUAAGCGUGAUAUCGGCUUUGUGGUGGGUCAAACAGACUGGGAGAAAAUCACCGACCAGAGCGGACAGAUAGCUCAGAGAGCUCUCAACCGCACUAAGUAUUUCUAAAAACACAAGAUCGUUGCCCUCACCCCGUGCUUCUUGAUUUAUAGGUCUGCAGACUGUGAAUAUGCUUAACCCGUUUCUCGAAAAACAAAGUCACGAAGACUACUCAUUCUACCUGUUGACUUUUAGGAGAUCCAUAGUUGUUUAUUCCAUUAUUAGAAUACAGGAUAGCUUUAUCUUGCGUUUAAAAAAAAAAUAUAAUAAUAAUUCUUGAUCUUUAAUUUGAGUAUUUUUAGUUUUUUCUUCAUCCUUUCAAUGGUAGAAUUCAUGCACCAGUCGAGCUUUGCUUCUCAUUUUAUACUGUAAUGUCUUCCUGUAUGUUAGCACUGUUGCUUAUUUUAUUAAAUAAACUGAAGAAACAAUAAAAGUUUCACACACAAAACAA
Messenger RNA from Salvelinus fontinalis (brook trout), 7028 nucleotides. It is a transcript of the gene ylpm1, whose product is annotated as YLP motif containing 1. Bases 269 to 6646 code for a protein of 2125 amino acids. The record is from RefSeq and is a predicted model, not a curated record. The transcript has 23 exons. Gene Ontology annotation, cellular component: nucleus. NCBI's taxonomy places the organism in Eukaryota, Metazoa, Chordata, Actinopteri, Salmoniformes, Salmonidae. Gene Ontology annotation, biological process: regulation of telomere maintenance.